AUGGAUUGGAGAAAGCUUUUUGGGUGUCAAGCAAAUCAAGAGCUGACCUGUUUUCCCCUAAAUCAGAAUAGCGAAUCCCUAAUUGUUCAACCUCCUCCUGAGGUCUUUGAGGCUGGAAUGGCAGAGUGGAAGUCUUCUCUGGUUGGGCAGUUCCUAGGUGCUUCCCCAAAUUUCAUUACUCUGCAACGAACCAUCGAAAAGCUCUGGAAUCAUCCUGCACAAGGGGCUCGAGUACAGGUUAGUCUCGCUGGAAAUAAUCUGUACAUUUUCUCAUUCAGUUCUGAUUCAGCUAGGGACUGGGUCCUAGACAAUGACCUUUGGCAUGUUCUCCAUAAACCUUUAAUACUUAGGAAAUGGGAACCUAAUCUUCAAAGACUGAAUUUCGACUUAUCUAGAUUGCCGCUUUGGGUUCAUCUGUUUAAUAUUCCUCUUGAACUGUAUUCAAAGGAAGGCCUUAGUUACAUAGCCAGUGCCUUAGGAGAACCCAUUUCUAUGGACUCAAUCACUGCUUCCAAAUAUAGGCUAGAAUAUGCUAGGGUAUGUAUCGAGAUAGGGGCUAAAGAUGAUCUGCCCGAAUCUGUUGAAGUGAUGCUUGCAAAUGGUUCUAAAACUACUAUCUAUGUUGACAUCCCUUGGUUUCCUAAUAGAUGUAGGAGAUUUAACACUUUUGGACAUUCUGAUAAAGGAUGUUUUGUUAAAUCUUCCUCUGCUCCUACUACUACAAAAAUAUGGAGAAUAAAAAAUAACCAAAAUGACAAUACUGAUCAAACUCCUCAAGAAAAAUCAGAUUCCCUGCAUACUCCACUGUCUGAUCCUUCCCUGAAAAAUUCUCUGCCUGAAUCUUCCUCUUCAAUAGAACAGGAUGUUAUCAAGGGUAAAGAACAUGUUUUUGGAAAUAGAUCUUCUUUACAAACAAUUCUUUCUAAAAACGAUUCUAUGAUCCCUACUGAUUUGUCAAAUGAGGAUUCUAAAGCUCAGUCAUAUAUCCCUACUCCUAGAAAAGAUUCAUUUAUUGGUAAUCUACCUGAACUACUUCCUGAAACUACCCCCAAAAUAAAUGAUUCUAUCACUAUUCCUAAGCGAGGUAGAGGUAGGCCAAUUAAGAUCCCUACCAAAACAACUAUUAGAAGUUCAUCAAACAGAUUCGAAAUUCUAUCCACAGUGGAUGAAGUCUCACCUCCCUCUGAGAUUCAGCUCAGGAAAGCAAGGCCUGUUGCUGCUGGGGUUGCCAAACUCAUCAAAGAGCUCAAAUCUAAAAAGAAAUACCAUAUCACUGUCAAUGGCAGAAUCUGGAUUAUCUGGAAACAAGGCAUUGACCUUUCUUACUGCUUCUCUACUGAUCAGAGCAUUACUGUCAAAUGCCUCAACAAUAAUUCUUCUUUCAUUAUCACUUCCAUAUAUGGCAGUAAUAGUGAUUCCCAUAGAAGAUCUCUUUGGCAGCACCUUAAUUAUCUUGAAUCCUUAUAUGGAUCUCAACCUUGGAUUCUGGGAGGUGAUUUCAACACAUUCCUUCAUUCCAACGAAAGCUCGGACUCUCAUCUUCUUGGACCUUACUCUACCACUGAUAUGCUUGACUUCCAAGAAGUCCCUUUGAUCACAGUAUGGCUUUGGUCUGGACUUCUAAAGAGACUCAAACCAAUAGACCUAAGCCUUUCAAAUUCUUUAAUUUCUGGACCAAGCACCCAAACAUUCUUGAAGAAGUUUUUUCCUCCUGGCACAUUCCUACUCAAGAAUUCUUUAGAUAAAGAACUUAAUGUCCAAAAGGAGUUAACUGCCCUAGAGGAUAAUGAACUCAUGUUCCUUAAACAGAAAGCAAAGGUGAGAUGGAUUAAAGAAGGUGACAAAUGCUCUAAAUUAUUUCACACUGCUAUUGCCUCUAAACUCAAAAGAGAUACCAUUAGGGUUCUUAUCAACAAUGAGGGUAAAAGACUUGAGUCUUAUGAUGAUAUGGCAAAUGAGAUCAUUCAUUACUUCAAGAAACAACUAGGAACUUCUGACCCUAAUGUUCUUCCUUCUGAUUCUAAUUUCUUAAAAAACCUGCUUCGGUUUUCUCUGCCUUCUGAGACUGCUACUGAACUUACUAAAAUUAUUUCUGCUGAAGAGAUAAAAGAAGCUUUGUUUAGUAAAGGGAAUGACAAAGCUCCAGGCCCUGAUGGAUUCACUCCUAUGUUCUUCAAAAUCUCUUGGUCCGUGGUAGGAGAGGAUGUUGUCAAUACUGAUGGAUUGAAGCUUGUUACAGAGAAGCCAGAUACUCCAUAUAUUUUAAUGGAUCUCUUAUUGGAUUUUUUUAAAGGUCAGAGAGGAAUUAGGCAAGGAGACCCAUUAUCUCCUAUUAUUUUUGUCCUGGCUAUGAAUAUACUCUCUAAAAUCCUCAAUCUUGCUGCUGCUAGAGGAAUUUUUGGUUAUCAUCCAAAAUGCAAGAAGCUAGGAAUCACCCAUCUCUCUUUUGCUGAUGAUCUUCUAAUUUUUUGCAAAGGUAAUCUUGAGUCUAUUGUUGGUGUUUCCAGUGUUCUUAGCCAUUUCUAUUCCUUGUAUGGCCUUAAUCUUAACGUCAAUAAGACUGAUACCUUGGAGUUCCUUUGGUCACUAGGAAACUUACUGAAACAGACUUUCAUCCUUCCCCAUAAGGUUAUCAAUCGUCUUGAGCAGCUUUGCUCUCGUUUCCUAUGGAAAGGAUCCGAUAAAGCUGCCAAAGGAGCCAUGAUCAGCUGGAAUAGACUUUGCUGCCCUAAAUCUGAAUGA
Molecule: messenger RNA, 2742 nt
Organism: Hibiscus syriacus
Lineage: Eukaryota; Viridiplantae; Streptophyta; Magnoliopsida; Malvales; Malvaceae
Exons: 6
Coding region: 1-2742 (913 amino acids)
Source: RefSeq, a predicted model, not a curated record